AUGGCAGAUACAGUCCACAAUUCUACAAAGUCAGAGUUCUUCAUGAAGUUGUAUAGAGUGUAUAAAAGCUUUCGAGGUCUCGAGCUGUGUUUAGUCUCUCUGCGCGGUUUCGUUGAACCGGUCGUGCGCUGUUUGACCCCACUAUCUUCGGUCGGCCACUUUGUUUAUACACUUCUCACCUCCCAUAAUAAAAAUGAGGGCCUUAAGUUUGCUUGUAGCCCUCGCGAAAGCAGAACGAACGCUAUCAAUGAAAAGAAGUUUAUACCCGAGAACAAUCUUCCGUUAGGUUUAGUAAGGUGGAGAAACAAAUUGUUUGUUAGCAUACCAAGAUGGAAGGCAGGCGUUGCUUCCACACUUAACUACAUUGACUUGGACGGCCCGCAAGACCAACUGCUGAAGCCAUACCCAUCUUUUAAGGAUAAUUUUAUCCCUGAUUCUGCGAAUAAAUUACCAUCCAACACCUCCUUAGUUUCUGUAUUCAGAUUGUUUGUAGACCCGUGUGACAGACUCUGGAUGGUUGAUACCGGACUCGCUGACAUCCUUGGUAAUGGAAAUCAAAUUACUGGGCCUUCUAUAGUCAUCUUCGACUUGAAGACUGAUCAGCUGAUACAUCGCUACAGCUGCAAAACUACUGACCUGAAAGAAGACUCUUUCUUGGCCAACAUUGUUGUGGACGUGACAAAAGACACAUGCGAUGACGCAUAUGCGUAUAUUCCUGACCUAGGCGGUUACGGUGUCAUAGUAUACAGUUUGAAACAGGACAAGUCGUGGCGUAUCGCUCAUCACUACUUCCACUUUGAACCUCUAGCCGGAACCUACAAUGUCAGUGGUAUCGAGUUCCAGUGGACCGAUGGUGUCUUCGCCUUAGCUUUAUCGGAGCCCAGAGAAGACGGGUACAGAACUACGUUCUUCCACGCGUUCUCCAGCACCAAAGAGUUCUGCGUGUCCACUGAGUUACUACGCAAUUACAAGAGCAUUGACAAGAACGAGGCUUUCCAUGACUUCAAGCUCUUGGGUGAUAGGGGUGAACGUACACAGUCGGCUGCCAGCUUCUACGAUCCCAAAACACAUGUGCUGUUUUAUACGCAGAUUAACCGUAACGGAGUAGGAUGCUGGAAUUCGAACAAGCCUUACACGGUUGAAAAUAACCCGCUUAUCUUCAGCGACCCUACGCUUUACGAGUUCCCGAACGACUUAAAGAUUGAUGACGAUGGAACUCUAUGGGUGCUCGUUGACAAACUGCCACGCUUCAUAUACAAGACCCUAGACCCCAAUGUGAUAAAUUACAGUAUAUACAGCAUCAAUACUACCCAGGCUAUAGAGGGAACCUCUUGCCAAUAA
Molecule: messenger RNA, 1341 nt
Organism: Arctia plantaginis
Lineage: Eukaryota; Metazoa; Arthropoda; Insecta; Lepidoptera; Erebidae
Source: the annotation of a GenBank genome assembly